Molecule: messenger RNA, 5753 nt
Organism: Drosophila innubila
Lineage: Eukaryota; Metazoa; Arthropoda; Insecta; Diptera; Drosophilidae
Gene: RhoGAP15B
Exons: 9
Coding region: 129-5030 (1633 amino acids)
Biological process (GO): positive regulation of GTPase activity; signal transduction
Molecular function (GO): GTPase activator activity; phosphatidylinositol-3,4,5-trisphosphate binding
Source: RefSeq, a predicted model, not a curated record
UGUGUGUGUGUGUGCGUGUGAACAAUUUGGUGUUAAAUGUGGGCCAACGACAAACGACGACAAAAAAAUUUCGCAUAAUUGCAUAGAAAUUUACAGCUGUCCAGCAACAAAAGCGAAAGUGCUUGGACAUGGAAAAGGCGGGAACGCAGGCACGUCCUGUGCCGGCUCCGCGUCGUCUCUAUCCAGAGAUGCGGACCGCCAACUAUGAGAAUAUCGAGAUCAAUGUGAGGAGCAGCAGCAGCAGCAGCAACAACAUCAACAGCAAUCAGAACAACAAUAAUCACAAACACACUCAUAAUAACAACAACAGUGCCUGCAAAAAGUUGAACAUUAAUGUAGAGAAUUUACAUGGAAGUUGUGUGGAAAAGAAACUGCCGUCGAGCAGCCACAAUAAACUGAUACUGCAGGAAGCUAAUGUAGAGCAGCCGAUUUAUGGGCCGGAUGCCAAUGAGAAUGUGCCCGUCGAGCCAUUGUAUGCCACGCCCAAACCAGCGCCCAGACAACGAGCGCGCGCUGAGCUCCUGCAAGAGCAGGAAGAGCAGGAAGAGCAUGAAGAGCAUGAAGAGCAUGAAGAGCAGGAAGAGGAGUCGGCGGAACAAGAGGAUCGACAGAAACAGCAGGUGACUGCAUCAAAUCGAUCGCUGCGGGCAGCGCCACAGGUGCCAUCCAAGCCAUUGAAUGUUGAGCAGGAACGACGUCGACCAGAUCGCUGUUCCAUCUCCAGCGAGUUCUCGACAACGAGCAUCGGCGGCAACGGGCAGCUGGAGGAUGAUUUGCGGUACACAUCCAAUGGAUCGCUGGACUGCAGCGAGAGCUCACAGAGCGGCAAGUUCAAGUCGCCGUCACCCGGGUACGUAGUCGAGGGUGAGCAAGAGGAAGAUGAUCAGGAUCAUGGGCAUGAUCUUGUGGGCGAGUCCGAAACCGAUACCGAUACCGAAACUGAGACAGAAGCGGAAGUGGAGGCGGAAGGCGCCGCCUCGUCCGAUCCGUCGGAGCUUUCCGCGAGCUGUGACGAUGACAAGAAUCUGUUGCGUUCGCUAGGCAGCACAUCGAAGCUACUCGGCGAGGCGAUUGGCGAGCGUGUCGCCUUCAAGGCCAAGGGAGCGAAGAAGCGCAUUGACAAGAAUCUAAAGAGUUCCACGGAGGCGAUAAGCAGCCUUGGAGCAGAUGCUGGCAGUCGCUUGAGGCACGCCGGGAAACGUUUUGGCUCCAACUUUUCAUUGGGCAGGCGAGAGAGGACGACAGCCACUGAUUCCGUGCUCGAUCUAGAGCAACAAAUGGAGUUGGAUCGACGUCGCACGAUGGCCAACACAGAUGUCUUCAAUACCAUACAUUUUAGCAGUCCAUUGCAUCGAAAUGCAGCCGGUGGGGGGCACACGGAUCUCAGCGAGAUGAAGACGCUGCCGGAGCAGCAGGAGAUUGCGUAUGAGGUGCCCAAGCCAAAACCGAAGCCCAAAGCCAAGGCAAAGCCUCCCAGCUACGAUGAAGCACUGCGUGCACGUCCCGCUCCUCCAGUGCCGCUUGCCAAGAAUCUGGCACUGGAAGCAGCCCAAAUGGUCCAGCUGCGCAGUCAUCAGCAGCAGCGGCAAUCGAGCAGCGGCGAGUCCACGGGCGAGGAACUGCCCAUGCCCGCCUUUCCGCCUCCACGUCUGUCCCAGCAGUUGGACGCACUGCAGCCGCCAGUGCGGCACAAGCGUCGGCACAAGAACUACGAGAACAUUCAGCUGCGUCGGCCCAAUGUGGAUUCCGCGGAACUGCAGGAGCUCAAUCGUGUGGCAAUUGCUGCGGAGCGCGAGGAAUCGCUGCUAAUCUCCGCCAGCAUUGCCGCCGAGGAGGCACGUGCACCGAAGCCCGAGCGCAGCGACUCCUGGCAGUUCUACGGUGACGACGCGCAACCCGAACCCGAACAAGAGGCAAAAGUGGAGGUGGAGGCAGAAGCGGAAGCGGAAUGCGAAUCUUGCUCCUCGCCAGAGCCACUGUAUGCCAACCAGGAGGCGACCUAUGGCAAACUCUGCGAUAUGGCCACCAGCAGCACCAGUCGUGGCAAGUUGCUGACGCCGCAGCAGGAGCUCGCCUGCAUCAGUGAGGAUGGGGAGCUGGACAGCAACGAUGGCGCUGUCGGCGGUUGGUCAGCUGCGAUGACUGCACCGCCGCCAGCUUCCGCCGAGCUGAUCGAGGAGUUUGAUCCGCUGAAAAGCAAAUGCUCGACACUAGCCCGCUCCAACAAAAGCAACGAGCUGCUGCUGCUCGAGCAUCUGCUCGAGGAGGACACCUAUGGCACCAUAAAGCGUGAGCAGGACGAUGUCAGCAUGUGCACCUCCGAGGAGGAUGGUCGCAGCGAAGUCACCGCAACAACUUCAACUUCCAGUGGAAUGGGAACGGGAACGGGAACGGGAGGAGCAACUGCUGGACGCGAUCAGCCGCAGAUUGUGCAUCAGAAUGCGCAGCUGCUCAGUGACAGCAUGGAGCAAAUGCUGGAUGAUGAGGACUCGUUUGAGAAACGUACCAAACCCUAUCUCUGUCGGCUCGAGGAGAAGGCAACGACAUCUGGAGUAGGAGGAGGCGGAGGAGUUGUGGAUCUGGCGGCGCCAUCGCGUAAUCGAACCAAUUGGUUUGUCGGCGACAAGACGCACAUUGAGGGCGACUGUCCGCCCACCUACUUGGAGGCCAUUGGCGGCGAUGGACAGCCAAUUACCACAUCCCCAAGCACAUCAGCAGCCAGCUCCGAGUCGAGAUCAACACUCGGAUCCCGCUUCCGGCAGACAAUGAACGCUUUCUCGAAUGUUAAACUGCGUAUGGAUGCGAUGCGACGGGUGAGCUUCAAGAGCGCCAGCCAACGUCAAUCGGAUGUGAAGGUGGUACUGCAGAUGGUGCCCCGUCCAAGUCUGUCACCGUUGCUGGUGCGCUACGAGGGGCCAUUGGUGCGUUUCCCCUCGGGCGUCGUUGAGGAUAUACUGAAGGAGAUGCAGAACCGUAAGGCCAUACUGCGGGAUCGACAGUUUCAGACGUAUCUCGAUCAGGAAAUGAAAACGCCCAGGGAGCUGAUACCAUUGGAGGCCAUCACGACGCUGCAGUGCGUCAGCAACAGUCGCGUCACGGACAGCGCCACACAUUUCUAUUGCUUCGAAUUGACGACGUCACAGCCAAAGAAUGGUGCCUCAUCCUCUGACAACAUGUCCUCCAAUCCCAAUCUCCUGAUGACCAGCAAUGCCUGCGGCAAUGUCAAGCAACAACGUGUCGCCCAUCUCUAUGGCGUCAACAAGGAGUCCGAGCGUGGUGUCUGGAUGCAAAAGAUCCUCGAGAGCCUCACCAACAGUGUGCCCGUUAAGUAUACCUGCCACUAUUAUCGCGCUGGUUGGUGCUACCUAAAGAACUCCAUCACCUCCGACUGGAGCGGCACUUGGCUUGUGCUCCGCAAGAGUCAGCGUCGUCUCAUCUUUGUUAGCGAGGCCAACGGCAAUGUCGAGAAAAUGGAUCUGAGAAAAGCCCGUUGCAUUGUUCUGAAGGAGAGCGACGAGUCCAUUGAUAAUCUGCACGUGGAGAGUGGUCCACUGCUUAUGAUCGACUGUCCGCCAUAUUCGGUGUACAUGAUCAUGAGCUCGGCGCGGGAAACAAAGAUAUGGCGUCACAUCAUCCGGGAGGUGGCACACAAUAAUGGAUUCUCGUUGGGAGAUCAGCAGUUGACACGUUACGAUGUGCCAGUCAUUGUGGACAAGUGCAUCAACUUUGUCUAUAUACACGGUUCCAUGUCGGAGGGCAUUUAUCGCAAAUCCGGCUCGGAGAACUCCAUGCACAAGCUGAUGAGCGCCUUCCGUGCCGACGCCUUCAACGUGGAGAUCACACGCAAUGAAUACAAUGAGCACGAUGUGGCCAAUGUGCUAAAGCGUUUCAUGCGGGAUCUGCCAGAGCGAUUGCUUGGCAAGCUCACGGACAGCUUUGUGUUCGUCACCGAGCUGGCAGUUGCCUCCGAGAAGAUACCGAUUUACAGGGAACUGCUUGGACGUCUCAGCACCAUUGAGCACGAGACAUUGCGUCGCAUUGUUGGACACUUGGUGUUCAUCAGCUCGCAGCAGUCAAAGAACAAGAUGAGCAUACAGAAUCUAACCAUGAUCUGGGGUCCCACUCUGCUGGCCAAGAAGUGCGACGAACUCAUAUACUCACAAAGGGAGGCCGAUGUUCUAAGCGAUCUGAUUGUGCUCUAUAAGAAUCUAUUCCCCUGCAGCGUCGAUGAAAUGAAAAAGGAGCAAGCGAUGCUGAUGUGCUUGCAAAAAUAUUAUGCAGCCGCGGAAACGCUCAAGGAUGCUGUGAAGCAGUCGGGUGAUAUUAAAAUCUGGAUCAGUCUAAAUCCCAAUCCCGAUAAUACAACAGAGGAGAAGACGCAGGUAAAUGCCACAAUUUCACCGACAAAAACCGCCUAUGAACUAUGUCGCGAGUACUCGAAGAAAAUGCGACUUCCCACACAUCAGCUGACGCUAUACGAGGUCAUAUUGAACGAUAGCCUGGAACGGCCGCUGCAUCACGAUGCCAAGGUGUUCGAUGUCAUAUUAAACUGGUCCUACUGGCCCGAAGAGGAUCGUAAGCACAACUAUCUGGUGGUGCGGCCAAUUGAGAUGCUGCGCGAGGUGCAACGCGCUGUGAAGAAUCUGGCGACUGUUACACCCGGAAAGGAGCUGCGCUUCGCCGACUAUCGCACCAAGUCCUUCAAGACGCUGCAGUGUGAGCUGCGUGAUGGCAAAAUUGUUGUGUCCAAAAAGGAUAAGAACGAUAAGACGACCAUUAUACGGGAAAUAUUCCUGCACAGCUCCACGGCAUAUUUGGGCUGUGAGCGCAAACGUGACUUUCCCUGGAGCUGGGCCAUCACAUUUGUUGAGCGCACUCAGGCGCAAAUUAUGAGAUCACGUGAUGCUCCCUACAUUGGACAUGUGCUGGCCGGCAGCGAAUGGGUCGAUCGCACCAUCUGGUACUCCAGCAUUUGGUAUUGUCUUCAUGGCGAUAAUAUUUUGCCGCCAGCGGAGAUCAUCAUUAAGUAAACAUGCGAUCAUUCGAGCAUUGCUUUCUUUUGCCAGUUUAUUCUGCCCUUGUUUUAUUUAGUUUUAUUUGUAUUGUAUUUUUUUUUUUAACUAUCAUAAUUAUUUUGCAGUUUUUUAUAGUAGCUUGUAGAAAUAAUUGGCAAUAUCGAUUAGUUUCAUAGUGCGAUAAAUUGUAGAUAUUUUGAAUAAAUUAUUUAAAUACAUUCGUAUAUGUAUAUACAUAUGUCAGUAUAAACAUGUAUUGGCCGACCUAGAAGAGAGCACAUUCACAUUUAAUAAUUUUCUACAACAAUCGUGAUAAAGCAAAUGAAGAUGUAUUUAUCAUUUGUGCAAUACGAAAGUGAUUUCAGUCCAUCAAUAAUUUAGUUAGAAAAUUCUUCAGCACUUUAAAUUCAGUUCAAGUCUGUGCAAUUAAGUUAAUCACUAUCAAGCCAUUCUACUUAUUCACUUUUAUUCAUGUACUUAUGAAUAUCGGCCGAAAUCAUUCGAGUUCAUAUUUUUGAAUGAACUACAUUUUUAUUUAGAUGUUGUAUACUUUCUUGCAUUUAACAAUUUCAAACUGAAUACUAUGCCAUUUGUCUUCAAUGUAUCUAGUUCCUUCAUGGCCUCUUCGAUCAUUUUAUAUGUAUGUGGAUCUGAGCGUUUGUGUAUGGCUUAAAAAAUUGACUUUUAUUUCUAUCUUUAUCAUUUCUUAAAUUCUCAACCAUUUUGUCAAAUUCCCUA